AUGGAUGUGAGAGUGAUGCUAGAGAUGUGGAAAAAGUAUAUUGAUCAGAAAGUUGGAACUUUUGAUGUGGAAAGUUACAAGAGAAAUGAAUUGGUGGGACAGAAUUGUAGAUUUCUAAGUAGGUUUGAUACCAAUUCCUUAGUAUUCUACGAGACAACAUAUUUUGUUGGGGUUCAGAUGGAAGCAAGUUGCAGAGAUAGUGAAAGUAAAGAGCUGAGAUCAGAGACAAGACAACUGAGUGUGGUGGGUGCAGUUAGAGUUGCGAUACAAUUUGAUGUUGAGAGGUUUAAGGAACUUGAGAAGAAGUGA
Messenger RNA from Eruca vesicaria subsp. sativa (arugula), 309 nucleotides. The record is from the annotation of a GenBank genome assembly. Lineage: Eukaryota; Viridiplantae; Streptophyta; Magnoliopsida; Brassicales; Brassicaceae.